This is a messenger RNA of Priapulus caudatus, 876 nucleotides long. RefSeq lists its product as uncharacterized. The record is from RefSeq and is a predicted model, not a curated record. The coding region runs from base 79 to 588 and encodes 169 amino acids. The transcript is spliced from 2 exons. NCBI's taxonomy places the organism in Eukaryota, Metazoa, Priapulida, Priapulimorpha, Priapulimorphida, Priapulidae.
GUCAGCAGAGGACAACUGGCUGACUAUGUGUACCUGUAUGCUGCUCAUGCCCUCACAGGAUGCGGCACCACAUGUUCAAUGAACAGGAUAGGAAAGAAAACGGCGUACUCGAAACUGGUGAAACAUGCGGACAGUCUGACAAACCUCAAGUCAUUCCAUGAAGACGACAUAAAGGAGAGCAUCACGGUAGCCCGUAGCUACACACUACUCCUCUACGGGAAGAAGCAAAUGGACACACUUGAUGAGUUGCGGUACAUCAUGGCUACAAUGACAGACAAGUAUGCAUCCAUGCUUCCUCAAACAGUAGAUGCCUUCCAACAACAUGUCCUGCGCGCAAAGUACCAAACACGGAUUUGGUGCAGGAGUCACAUCCCCAACCAAGAGUUGAUCGAACCGGUUGGCCAUGGUUGGUCCGCUUGUGAUGAUGGAGGCAUUACACAGACGUUGUUCACUCAGCCAUCAGCUCCAGUUGAAGUUCGAGACCUGACACAUUUCUACUGCACAGACAAAGACUGCUUGAGUGCGAGGAAAUGUCCUUGUCUCCUUGCUGGACUAGAGUGCAUCGAUGCUUGUUCAUGUACUGACUGAAAAUCAGAACACCAUACCAGAAGAGGGAAGUGGCACAUAGAUUUGUGUUGAUAAGUGGCUAUUGACAUCAUGGCCCACAGUGUUAUGUAACCAUUUAGCAUUGUUGUAAACAGGGUUCAUGUACCAUGUUGUACUCAGCCUUCAUCAUGCUUCAACUGAUUUUUAUAUCAAUGCUACAUCCAGACUGAUGGAUAUAUAGGCCUUCAGUCAGGUAGACCUAUGAUACUAUUGUACCAUGUAUUGGUGGCAGUAUGCAUGGAAACGUUCUUUAUUAUGGUAAACAUUAUC